Andrographis paniculata is the source of this 5258-nucleotide messenger RNA. RefSeq lists its product as uncharacterized. The record is from RefSeq and is a predicted model, not a curated record. The transcript has 15 exons. Bases 112 to 3666 code for a protein of 1184 amino acids. Gene Ontology annotation, biological process: mitotic cell cycle; cytoplasmic microtubule organization; microtubule nucleation. NCBI's taxonomy places the organism in Eukaryota, Viridiplantae, Streptophyta, Magnoliopsida, Lamiales, Acanthaceae. Gene Ontology annotation, cellular component: gamma-tubulin complex; spindle pole; equatorial microtubule organizing center. Gene Ontology annotation, molecular function: gamma-tubulin binding; microtubule minus-end binding.
UCCGCUGGAUUUCAAUUUUCGUUUUUUAACCUCUUUUGAAAUUCGGCUUCACUCCACGGCUGGAGAUCGCCGGAAUUCGCUAUCGCCAGCCGGCGACAGUAUAGCAUCAACAUGGCGGUGGAUUCGUCGACUUCUGUAAUCGAUUCUCUGUUGGAGAAGCUCAAGCUUGAUGAUCCAUGGGUUCCUCCCAGAUCGUGGGACUCCUUGCCCUACCUAGCCGGCGCGUCUUCCAAAUCUCCUUCUCACUCUCCUCCUGCUCUAUAUUCUACUUCGAUUGUUUCUGAACCCAGUCUGGUGAGAUUGGCAAUGAAUGCUCUUCAUGGUGUUGAAUCAGCUUUGAUAUCUAUUGAGAAGCUCUCAGCUGUACUUUGUUACAGCUCUGCAGACAGAUCUUCAUGUCGUAUUCCAAAUUUGUGGGCUAGGUCUUCAAGUACUACUGCUUUAGGGAACUUACUGGUUUCCAUUGGCCAUCUUGGUUGUUUAGUCUUCAUCCUUCAUAGAUUUGUCAAGUACUUCACGGCUCCCGAUGUUGUUGGGAUAAAUGGGCUUGAGGGAAGCCCCAACACUAAUUCAUGCAAUGGAGAAAAGUUACCUCAGAAUAAUCUCACUUUGAUUAACCAGGCUUUUGCAAUUUCUGUUGGGAAGGUUGUGGAUGGUUAUAUAUCAGCUCUUAAUACCUUAUCUGCAUCUGUUAAACUAAGGCGUCAUUUGAAAACUAAUGUUGGAGGUUCUCUUACUUGUAUUGGGCAUCCAGAAAUUACACUCUUGGAGGUUUACCUUCAUACAAUGGGGUUAAGUACUCAGAUUGAGGCACUUGGAAAUAUCUGCAAUGUUAAUCAUCUAAUUGUUGAUUUUCCCGUGUCAUCUUUAGAAUACAUGAAGACUAAAGCAGACAUUGAGUUCAGCACCUUCCCAAGAAGUGGUGCUUUACUCUCAUUUCUGUAUGCCCAACUGAAGAUUGCUGAUCCUGGAAAUCUUGCCACCCUGAAGUUCCUCUUUAUCCGAUCAUAUGAACCAUAUUCUGACUUUAUUAGGACAUGGAUUUUUGAUGGAUCAGUCAAUGACCCAUACCAUGAAUUUGUUGUGGAGUGCAUCAAUGAGCAUUCUUCAAAUAACAAUGGUAUUUCCUCUGGAUCACCUUUGCCCACCAUUAGGGUUCGAGAUGCAGCUCUUUUGCCAUGUUUUCUUGAAGAGUGCCUUAUCCCACUUUGUAGAACUGGCCAGCAACUUCAAGUAAUUACGAAGUUGCUGGAGCUAUCGAAUAAUGUUGGUACUUAUGAUGCUCACGAAGAGAUCCUCCCCUCGUUGGUUGGUUUGUCCAGUGAUCAUCUAUGGUUUCAAAUUCCACUCUCAUUUAGAAAGGGAACUAUAGAAAGAAUGAUUCACAUGAGAGCCAAUUAUUACCAUCAGUUGCUGGAAAAGGUUGAAAGCAUUCUAAUAAAACUUGAUUUUAGUGAACAGGUUGCUUGUCAAAGUGUUUCGCUGAAACUUUUGAAUAAUCUUAAAAAGAACCAGAACCUUCUAGCAUCUUCUACUUCAGAUGAAAACUUGUCCUCUCCAACUUAUAGAAGAAACCAGCAUGUGAAUGGAGUGACAGUGUAUGAUGAUGUAUCAAGCACCAUGGAUGAGUACUCUUAUAAUGAAUAUUGUUUAGAGUCAUCUGAGUGCUCAUCUUCUGAAGGAUACGAGGAGCAAAAUGAGGUUGAAAAGAUAAAUUUUGCAUCUGGCUGUGUGGAGCCAACUUAUUUAUCUGCCUUGCACUUCUCCUCGGGUAUAAUGACUGAAUAUUCAAUAGAAAGCCUCAAAAAACAUGAGAUCCUUGAGGCAGACUCAGUCAAAAUAAAGUGGAAUCCUGGAAAUGCUGCAUUUUUGUCCCCGUCAUUGAUUAGUGAGAAGAACUUCUCAGAAACUUCUGAAAUCUGGGCCAAAGAGCUUCAUUUAUACCCAUCUGAUGGUCAUGACAGUGACCAGAAGAAAUGUGAUGCACAUUUACAUCCAACUUAUCAAUUGGAGCGGGGGGCAGAAGAUUGUGUGCUGCUGAAAACUAAGGUAGGAGUCUCUGAAGUGCCUGAUAAAGAUCACCAUCUGCACUUACUAGAUGCAUCCUCAAAAGCCUUCCGUAUGUCAGAACUUAAAUAUGAUUCUACUUUUUUCAGUAUGAAUCCAUUGCUGAACAGAGGUUCUAUUUUAAACUUAAGAGCUAUUUUUGGAGAACGAUCUCAUGCAACUUAUAAGAAUUCCUACUUUCACUUUAAUUCUGUACAAGACCCAUUGGAAGCAUGCAAUGCCAAAUUGGCAGGCGAUCGUGGUCAUGAAUUUGUGACUCAGCUUAUAACUGAAACUUCUUCUGGGGCAAUUGAUUCAUGUGGUCAUACUGGUGGAGAAAUAUCAAAUGAUGAUGCCAUAGAGAAAAAUGCCGAAUUGUAUAAUACUAAUUCACCUCUGCAUAAAGAGAGCAGGGAUGAAGAGAAUUUAUUGUUUCCGAAUACUUCCGGUGGAGGUGCUUGGGAGAGCUUGCUUGGUAAAUAUAGAAAUGUUGGUAACAGAUCCACAGAAGUCUGCCAGAUGGAAUCAGCGGGUGAAGCAGAUUUGCCUUUGGAUUUUGUGAUUAAAAAAUGUGUGAUGGAUGAAAUUUUGCUUCAAUACGACUAUGUCAGCAAACUGACCAUCAAGCUGCUCAUAGAAGGAUUUAAAUUACAAGAACAUUUGCAGGCAUUGCGAUGCUAUCACUUCAUGGAACUAGCAGAUUGGGCUGAUCUUUUUAUCAUGUCUCUCUGGCAUCAUAAAUGGCAUGUAAAUGAUGUGGAGAAGAGGAUCCCGGAGAUUCAAGGGGUUCUUGAGCUAGCACUUCAAAGGUCAUCAUGUGAAUCAGACCCUAAUAAAGAUCGUCUAUUUGUGUACCAUAAAGGAGAUGAAGUUAAAGAUUUAUUGACUUCUCAUGUGGGAAUCCACUACUUCGACUUUUUGGGUCUGGGCUAUCGAAUUGAUUGGCCAGUCAACAUAAUUCUUACUCCGGGUGCGCUGGAUGCAUACUCUGAGAUUUUUAAUUUUUUAAUACAAGUCAAGCUUGCUGCUUUCUCACUUAGCGAUGCUUGGUCUUCAUUGAAGGGUUAUCAUUUGAAGAAGUGUGACGCAGAAGUGCACCAUUUUUCAUUAUUAACUGAAACAAGGCACAAGCUUAACCAUUUUGUAUCUACAUUACAGCAAUAUGUUCAGUCACAACUAUCACAAGUAUCAUGGUACAGAUUUCUACACUCCCUCAAGCACAAGGUCAAAGACAUGACUGAUCUGGAGUCAGUACAUAUGACUUAUUUGUCUGAGUCCCUGCUCAUAUGCUUUCUAUCCAAGGAGACACAGCCUAUUGCUGGCAUUAUCCGGAGCAUCUUGCAGUGUGCAAUUGAUUUUCGAUCUUGCUUGAAUGGAAGCAUGAUGGGAUAUGGAUCCAGUGAUGCAAACUUGACCAACCGACUUCAUAUAGAUAUCGCACAGGUUCACUCUAUAAGAUCAGCAUUCGCAAAGAAUGUCGAGGACCUUUAUUUAAUUUAUGUCCAGUCCCCUAAACACAGUGAAUUCAGUGUUUCUCGCUUCUGGGAUUACCUUAAUUACAACGAGUAUUACGGAGGGGCAAUGAGUAAGAAGAUGGGCAAUAGCAUCUUUAGUCCGUAGAGAGAUUUGGGGAGCCUUCUACCACAACAGAAUGCAUGACCAAGUGGCACAAUGAUUUGUAUUUUCCUGAAAAAUCCAUUUCCUCCCAACUAGAUGUUAAGUUUAUGUGGUGCUGCUGUAAUAUCCUCUUAGCAUCUUUUCUUCAUCGAUUCAAUAUGUAUUUGUUUGGGAUGCUGUUGAACUAUGCACACCCUGUUGCUACUAAUACAUCUAUCGUGCGUAUUGAAUGACAACACAACGUUCCACCAUUUUUCUACAUAUUGCACGUGCACUUAAUUGAAGACUCUUGAAUAUUGACGCGCAUAAGAUGUUGAUUGUUUGUCUUCUCCAUGUUAUAUACAAGAUAUGUUGUCUUUUCAUCUAAGUAUUAUGUUAUGAAUUCAAAUGAUCUGUGGCGUUGCUCUUGAAACCAUUGAAAGACAUUCGGUGUGUAGAACAUAGCUGUAGAUUUCAUCAAUGAGUUGAACAUAUGAUUUGCAGCCAACCGUCUAUCCCGUGCGAAUAAAUUUUGUUGUUCUUUUUCUCUAUGAUUCUCCACCACUCUUUGAAAUUGAUGAAGAAAUUGAAUAAUAUUACUGUCUGGCUGUAAAAACCUGUCCAGCAUAUUCACGUUCAUUCAACAACAUAUAUGAAUAAUACACUUAGCAUACUAAUCUAUUAAUUUCAGCAGACGAGCCAAGUAAAGAAGCAUGUUCAGUUGUAUAAAGCAUAGGGGCUUGUAGGUUGUAUUUUAAACCUUUUCAAUGAGAAGUUAAAUUAUUCACUUAGUUGUGUUGUUCUCAUCCAUGCAGUAAAGUAUUGUCUUGUCCAAGCCGAAUACCAUUAUUGUCUCAAUGAUAAAUAUUUAGUAGCCACUUAUGAGGCCCUUUGGGGAAGUACCUGUAACAUAUAUUCCCAUUGAAAGUUGAAUUGGUUUUCAUCAUGUACCCUGUAGAGAAUAUGUUGAAACAUCUCAGCAAACCUGUGUACAACGCAAGUAGAGUAGUUGUAAUUGGUAUCUUCGAUUAUCAAAUUCAUCAUUUAAUUGUAAUAAUUCCAACAUACCUUGCAGUGUAAAGAGCAAUGAGAUUUUUUUUGGCAUUUUGUACAGCAUGCAUGUGCACAGAGCAUGGCAUGUCGUUGACAUUGUCCCUUUUAGUGUUGGAGCCAUAGCCAAAUCUUGAUCCAUAAAAAUAGUUUUCGGUGCUUGUCCGCUAUGCACUUUAAGAAGGUAUUGAAAACCCAUUUGAAUGAAUCUUGUGUUUCCUCGUACAACAAUGCUGUCCCAAAUAUAGAUGUUUGACGGUGGUUAUUAAAUCCUACGAAAACACCUGAUGGUGCAAUAUUGUUAGUAUGUGGUAUCAAACGUAAUAGAACCCCCAAACAAUGCGUAGUCUUCCCUCAUUUUAGCAUUUGACCAAAAUAUAUUAGUAAUCUUAUCUUCAUAAUCGACCUCAAUUUCAUUAAAAAAAAAGGAUUAUCCACUGAUCUUUGGCCAAAGUACUGCAGUAAUGCAUUUGCUUCGCGCUCUUUGAAAAUUUCUUUCCUUAUUUUCUCCAUGUGAUUCUUCAGAUCCAACUUCAGAAAUCCCACGCUUUCCUUUCCCCCAGCAG